AUGAGUACCCUCAGCUCGCAGGAUGAUGAAGAUACCUUUAAAAUACUUAUUGCUACCGAUAUUCAUCUUGGCUAUUUGGAGAAGGAUCCAGUGCGUGCAAAUGAUACUUUUGUGACUUUUAAUGAAAUUCUGGACCAUGCUCAAAAAAAUGAAGUGGACUUUGUUUUAUUAGGUGGGGACCUUUUUCAUGAAAACAAACCUUCCAGAAAAACAGUACACUCUUGCUUGGAGUCACUGAGAAAAUACUGCAUGGGCGAUCGUCCUGUUCAGUUUGAAAUUUUGAGUGAUCAGGCAGUUAAUUUUCAUUAUAGCAAGUUUCCAUGGGUGAAUUAUCAGGAUAGAAAUCUCAAUAUUUCUAUUCCAAUUUUUAGUAUUCAUGGCAAUCAUGAUGAUCCCACGGGGGCAGAUGCACUGUGUGCAUUGGAUAUUUUAAGCUGUGCAGGAUUGUUGAAUCACUUUGGACGUUCAAGUUCUGUGGAGAAACUAGAUAUUAGUCCCAUUUUAUUGCGUAAGGGUAGAACAAAAAUUGCUCUGUAUGGCUUGGGAGCUAUUCCAGAUGAAAGGUUGUAUCGUAUGUUUGUCAAUAAACAAGUAACCAUGCUGAGACCAAAGGAAGAUGAAGACAGUUGGUUUAACUUGUUUGUGAUUCAUCAAAAUAGGAGCAAACAUGGAGCUACCAACUACAUUCCAGAGCAGUUUUUAGAUGACUUUAUUAAUCUUGUUGUGUGGGGACAUGAACAUGAGUGUAAAAUAGCUCCAUUCCAAAAUGAACAGCAAGGUUUCUACGUUUCUCAGCCAGGAAGUUCAGUGGUGACAUCUCUGUCCCCUGGAGAAGCUGUGAAGAAACACAUUGGUUUGCUGCAUGUUAAAGGGAAAAAAAUGAAAAUGCAGAAGAUUGCUCUAGAGACAGUGCGGACUUUCCACAUGGAGGAUGUUGUUCUAGCUGAUCAUCCAGAUCUUUUUAAUCCUGACAAUCCUAAAGUAACUCAGGCAAUACAAGCAUUCUGCAUGGAAAAGGUCGAAUUGAUGCUGGACAAUGCAGAAAGAGAACGCUUGGGAAAUCCACGCCAGCCAGAGAAGCCUCUCAUAAGAUUACGAGUUGAUUAUACGGGUGGCUUUGAACCAUUCAGCAUCCAUCGUUUUAGCCAGAAGUACGUGGAUAGGGUGGCAAACCCAAAAGACAUUAUACACUUUUUCAGGCAUCGUGAACAAAAAGAGAAAAAUGACAGUGAUCUUAAUUUUGGAAAACUGGUUAGCAGACCAGCUUCUGAGGGGAUGACACUGAGGGUGGAAGACCUUGUAAAGCAGUAUUUUCAGACAGCGGAAAAGAAAGUACAGCUUUCACUUCUAACUGAAAGAGGAAUGGGAGAAGCAGUGCAGGAGUUUGUGGACAAACUGGAAAAUGAUGCCAUAGAAGAGUUGGUGAAGUUUCAACUAGAAAAAACACAGAGGUAUCUUAAGGAGCGUCGCACUGAUGCAGAGGAAGAAAAAAUAGACGAGGAGGUGCGAAAAUUUAGGGAGAGUAGAAAAAAGAAUACUGAAGAAGAGGAGGAGGAAGUUCGUGAGGCAAUGACCAGGGCUAGAGCCCACAGAUCUGAGGAUGCAGUUCUUGUCGCAGCCUCCAGCGAUGAAGAGUUCAUGGAUACAGGGAUGAAAAGCACUGGUGAUUCAGAUGAUGGUCUUCCUGCAACACUGAGCCGAGGAAGGGGUCGGGCAAGAGGGAGGGUAAGAGCUGCAAGAGGACAAAAUUCAGCAGCAAGGGGUUCAUCUCGAAGGGGAAGAGGAAGCACUAGCCAAGAGUCAGCUACAAGCAGCAGAACCUACAAGCCUGUAUCUGUGCCUGCCAAGAAUAUGUCUAUCAUGGAUGCCUUUAAGUCUUUGAAACCAACGGCCUCCUUGAAUUCAUCUAAAUCUUUCUCUGAAUUUUUUCAGGAUAUUAUAGAUGAUGACUCCGAUCUAGAAGACAUUUAUACUGUUCCUUCUUCCAAAGUAAAUCAAAGGUUGUCAACUACAUCUUCACUUAGUAAAAGAGGUUCACAAAGCCAGACAUCUAGAGGAGUUGAUUUUGAGUCAGAUGAGGAUGAAUUUGAUCCAUUCAAAAGCACUGCAACAUCAAGAAGAACUAAGUGA
Molecule: messenger RNA, 2130 nt
Organism: Balearica regulorum gibbericeps (East African grey crowned-crane)
Lineage: Eukaryota; Metazoa; Chordata; Aves; Gruiformes; Gruidae
Source: RefSeq, a predicted model, not a curated record